Molecule: messenger RNA, 2708 nt
Organism: Miniopterus natalensis
Lineage: Eukaryota; Metazoa; Chordata; Mammalia; Chiroptera; Miniopteridae
Gene: SLC35C1
Product: solute carrier family 35 member C1
Source: RefSeq, a predicted model, not a curated record
UUCCGUAGCAGCCCCGCCUCCCUCUCCCCGCACCUCUUCCGCACCCUGCGCUCCGCAGGCCUGUAGCACCUUCGCCCGCAUUCCUCCGCUCCCGCUCUCCUUCCUUUCCUCUCCUCUCUCCCUUCCUCCCCUAGGCCCCAGCCCCGUCUCCCCUGAUAUGCAAUCUGCCUGUUCACCACCCCUUCCCGGUGUCUUGUCUCACGAGGCCCCUCAGGGUGGGAGCAGGUUGUGAGGCUCACCCCAAAGCCGAACCUCCCCAUCCAAGAGGACGUUGGGGAGGCCUCUAGGCCACCCCCAUGUGACAGUUGAGGGCUGCAGCUUGCAGAGAGCAGAAGUAAGCGCACUGCCCAGUACUCCAGGAAAGUCUGGCUGUGCCUGACCCAGCUCCUCCGCUACCAUGAACAGGGCCCCUCUGAAGCGUUCCAGGAUCCUGCACAUGGCGCUGAUGGGGACUCCCGACCCCUUCAGCGAGUCAGAGGCCAGCCAGGGGAAGCCCUUUCUGCUCCGGGCACUGCAGAUCGCACUGGUGGUCUUUCUCUACUGGAUCACCUCCAUCUCCAUGGUGUUUCUCAACAAGUACCUGCUGGACAGCCCCUCUCUGCAGCUGGACACCCCCAUCUUCGUCACCUUCUACCAGUGCCUGGUGACCACACUGCUGUGCAAGGGCCUCAGCACACUGGCCACCUUCUGUCCUGGUGUGUUGGACUUCCCCACCCUGCGCCUGGAUCUCAGGGUGGCCCGAAGUAUCCUGCCCCUGUCCGUGGUCUUUAUCAGCAUGAUCUCCUUCAAUAACCUCUGCCUGAAGUACGUGGGUGUGGCCUUCUACAACGUGGGCCGCUCCCUCACUACAGUCUUCAAUGUGCUGCUCUCCUACCUGCUGCUCAAGCAGACCACCUCCUUCUAUGCCUUGCUCACCUGCAGCGUCAUCAUCGGUGGCUUCUGGCUUGGUGUGGACCAGGAAGGGGCAGAGGGUACCCUGUCUUGGACAGGCACCCUCUUUGGCGUGCUAGCCAGCCUCUGCGUCUCACUCAACGCCAUCUACACCAAGAAGGUGCUCCCGGCGGUGGACGGCAGCAUCUGGCGCCUGACCUUCUACAACAACGUCAAUGCCUGUGUUCUCUUCCUGCCCCUGCUCCUACUGCUGGGGGAGCUUCAGACCCUCUUCCACUUUGGCCAGCUGGGCAGUGCCCAUUUCUGGGGCAUGAUGACCCUGGGAGGCCUGUUUGGCUUUGCCAUCGGCUACGUGACAGGACUGCAGAUCAAGUUCACCAGUCCCCUGACCCACAACGUGUCGGGCACGGCCAAGGCCUGUGCCCAGACGGUGCUGGCCGUCCUCUACUACGAGGAGACCAAGAGCUUCCUCUGGUGGACGAGCAACAUGAUGGUGCUGGGGGGCUCCUCCGCCUACACCUGGGUCAGGGGCUGGGAGAUGAAGAAAGUGCAGGAGGAGCCCAGCCCCAAGGAGGAGAAGAGCAGCUUGGCGGUGUGAGCACCUGCGGGUACCUUGGGAUGGCCCGGCCAGGAGAAUGCCAGUGAACGCAACGGAGGCCUCUCUUAUCCAGAGAGGGUGGCCUGGGCAGGGUAUUUGCAAACUGAUCGGAAUCUGGUGGUCAAAAUGGAACCAGUGUUUUCAAGUAACGUCAGAAAGCUAUCAAUCCUAUCGCGACCCCCUUUCCUAUUUGGGGGAUUUGUCCUCCCCUAGGGAGGAGGGACCCCCACGGGAAGAGCACACUAGACCUUGGGGAGUAGGAAAGUGGUGCACCCCUUCCUGCCCUGCCCCAGGGCCUUCUACCUCCACAUGACCUUUGGGUUCAGGACAGGCCACAACCUUUAAGGAAACAGUAUGGCGAAGCCAUCAAGUCUUCACUUGUACUCAGGGAGAUCGGGGGUGACCCCACUACAGGCCAGCUGAAGGAGUUUGGGAGACCUCACUUCUCUGGGUCCCAGGGCAGGCAGCACAGCUUUGGUUCCACAAACCCAGCUCCCUUUGGAGAGAAGUGGGGGCUGGGCUGAGGGAGGAAAUGGACCAGUGUUCUCUCUUUUCUGCAGAGACCACCAGGCCCCAUGGAAGGGGGCAAAGGAUCAGGUGUACCCAUGCCUAUCCUGACACCCCUGGGGGCCACUGGGAAUGGAGUGCAUCAUGGGAAAGCACCCUUUCCCCACCAUCUGCACCCCAUGUUUCCAGCUCUUGAACACAGGGAAUCAUACACCUUUUACAGGUUAAGCACGGCCAUUAGCACUCUCCCCAGUCCCUGACACCCGUUUUACCUGCCUCACUCUGUCUCCUAGCAUCUGACCCAGCUGCCUGGCUCAGGAAAGGAAGUGGAACCAGGAGCCUCUUCUGCUUCUCCCAGCUCUGCCUCCCCCAGGGGAGAAGCCCUGGGAGGGCUGAUGGAGCCUCCUCCCUUGAUCAUUGAACAAUUGCAUUCUUCCCUGAGGGUGGGCUGAAAAACCCUGAUUGCCUCCUCACCACACCCCCUUGGCCUCUGGGUAGCUUUCACCCCCGUCCCUUCUGUUGGGCAUUUUGUUGCACCCAUCUCCUUGGGGUAACUCCCUUUGGGUAUAGUCCCUAUAGGGUAAGGCUGGGGAGAGUGCAUCUUCUCGACAUCACCUCUCCCAGUCCCCCCACAAUUCCAGGUGAUUUCUAAUGAAGUUGGUGGGGCCCGAUGCCCUGCACUGUAUGACUUAAUUAAAAUCAGAGUAAGACA